Messenger RNA from Lucilia cuprina (Australian sheep blowfly), 3370 nucleotides. RefSeq lists its product as uncharacterized. The record is from RefSeq and is a predicted model, not a curated record. Lineage: Eukaryota; Metazoa; Arthropoda; Insecta; Diptera; Calliphoridae. Gene Ontology annotation, biological process: SMAD protein signal transduction; BMP signaling pathway. The coding region runs from base 219 to 2987 and encodes 922 amino acids. Gene Ontology annotation, cellular component: extracellular region. Gene Ontology annotation, molecular function: cytokine activity; growth factor activity. The transcript has 2 exons.
AUGUAUGUGUAUAUUUAGUUUUUAACAGUUCUAAAAUGAAAAUAAAAGAAAUACAUAAACAUAAAAACGAAAAUUAAAAAGAAAAUAAAAUAAUUAUGAAUGUGAAAACUAAAACAAAUGUAUUAAGAUAACAGUUCAUGUAAAUAACAAACAGUUGCUGCAACAAGACACACCAACCACUAAAAAAUAAAAAUAAAUAAACAAGCAAAACCGCCAGAAUGUUGAAAAGUUCAAAAAGUAUGAUCUCUUCAACACACGAUCAAUUAUUAAAUGUCAUAUACAAAAUUAAAAAUUGUUAUCAACAUCAUAAGUGGUAUUUUGAUGACCUAUUUUCUAGGUGCAACAACAUAAAAAAACAAAAAAGAAGAUCCCCAAAUGCAAGAAGAAACAACAAAAACAAGCCAAAAACAAAAUAUCUUAAUAGUAAUAAUAGUGUUAUUAGUAGUAACGAUGAUAAUAGUAAUAUUAAUAUUACUACGGCGGCUAAUAAUAUUCCGAAUCAGUGUUAUUGUGCAAAUUUUAACGUCGAUUGGAGUAGAGUGAAUUUAAAAAAAUAUUUACGACACAUUUGGUUUUAUUUCCAAAAGAAUUUUAAUAACAUACAAUUAGUGAUAGUGAUUUUUUUAUUAGCUCUAAUUACGACCACAGCCCAUAGUAUAGACACUCAGGAGAAGCCUCAUGGGAUAAAAUUAAAAAUGAAAACAACUACUAGUCCAUCAUUAUUAGACGCAUCACAUAAUGCUGUUACAAGUCCAACAUCCAGAGCCAUCAUGCCUUGUUACCAUUUCCCAAAUAGUUUACAAACCAAAGCGGGCACUAAUUCUAACUUAAAAUUCAAGCCGAAUAUUUGCCACAAUAUACGACAUAUAUUUAAUCGACACCGUACAGCACAUCGAAAUCAUAUAAUGAAGAAUAAUGAAGUCAAUAUAGUCAACAAAACUAACUACAGCAACAAACAACUAAAACUCAAUAGUAUUUCGAACCGUAAUCAAAAUCCCAUACAUUUUCAUCAUUAUCAACAUAACGACAAUCAGAAACAGCAUCACAAUCAAGAUGAUUCAAGUGUAAUAAUGAUAGAUAAACAGAUACAAAAUUUAAAUUCCAAUACAAAUAUAAUUAAGUUUAAAAAUAAUAUAAACAAAAAUAAUCCGACCAAAGAAAACACAGAAGAUCCAAGUAAAAAUAACAACUUGAAUUUAAACAAGUUUCUACAGCACAUUCGUACAAAUAAUUAUGCUAAUAAAAAUAACAAUAAUUAUAAUAAUAACAUUAAUAGCAACAACUUUAGUAAUGACAAGCUAACAUUUUUAGCUAAUGUGAAUACACUAAAAGAAGAUGCAAAUGAUGUAAUUAAUGAUCAAGUUGUGAAUGAUGAACAUAUUGAAAUUAACAACAACACGUACACGUCACUUAAUUUAUUGCCACCUGUUACAACAAUAAUCACCUCAAGCCAAACAUUCAACAACGAUGAUCAUGAUAAUUCAUUACUGCAAACUAUUGAACACAACACCGAUCAUCAUUUACAACAACAACAUAUGGAUCACAUUAAACUGAUGAAAUUAGUAAUGGAUGGUUUGGGCUUAAAAAAAGCCCCAAAUAUGAAAACAGCUAACAUAAGUCAAGAGGAGUAUGUCACCAAAUAUCGAGAAUAUUUGCAACGUGUUCAUACGCGAAAACGUCGGGAGUUACGAGACGUACUUGGCGAGUAUGAUGAAAAUAUUUUAAGACCUUUAGAAAUAUUCAGCAUUGUGAGCAGUAGUGCAAGUAUGGAACAGGAACAUUUCAUAACGACAAGAAAAAAGAGAGAUACUCGAGUGUACAAAAAUAAUAAAGAAAAUAUUGACGACGACUUCGACAACGACAACGACGAUUACGACGAUGGUGAUAAAAAACAAAGCCUUGAGGAACGUGUCAAGAACAUCUUGUUAUUGAAGAAGAAAUAUCAAAAACCGAGAAGUACAAACAAACAGAGAGAUGAACGAAAGACCAACAUUCGUUUAAUGUUUGCUCUAAAACCAGAAUUUUUAAAUUUAAGCUCUAGUGAUAUCGAGGAAGCAAACAUAAGACUGGUCCUUAUUCAUAGUCCCAUUUUAGCCAUAAGAAAUUCUAAAAGUAAGAAACAAACACACACAAAACCCAAAAACAACUCAUGCAGUUCGAGCAAAAACGAAGGCCAAAAGAAACUUCACCAAAUGAAUACAUUAAACUUAAAAUUGUACUUUAUAUCCAGGGCUGGUAAACGAGUCUGGCUAGAUGGGCGAAAAAUUGACAUACACGUUGACCUUACUAAGCCAGAUGAAACCCAUACGCAAUGGCUACAGUUUGACGUCUCAAAAGCGGUCAAAACGGCAAUAGACGACAAACGGCUACAACACGUGGUUUUGGAAUUACAGUGCGACAAUUGCAAGCGCAUUGGAGCCCGUAUACUAAAUGAUGCAUAUAAUACCGUAGCUGAUGCUCUGGCAGAUGAUCCUUACACUGAAGGACAUCAACUUAUGCCUGUUCUAAAUAUCAUCGGUCAUUUUGACCAAUCCCAACGCUCAAUGAGGCCUCACAAGCACGACAGCCAACAAAGGGACACAAAUGAGGAAGCAACUACGCAGCAUCAUUACCACCAUCAGACUUACAACAACAAGAAUCGUUAUAACCGCCGAACCAACUGCUACAAAGCCAAUCAACGUUGCUGUCGUCAUUCGAUGGAGGUGACGUUUAAAGAAAUUAAAGGUUUCGAAUUUAUUAUACAACCCAAAGUUUUUGACGCCGGCUACUGUCACGGUCGUUGUCCACCUCGUUAUAAUCCAGCACACCAUCAUGCCAUGCUGCAGAGUCUCAUUUGGAAACAAAAUCAUCACAAAGCCCCACGUCCGUGUUGUGCUCCUUCCAAACUAGUUGAGUUGGAGGGUUUGCAUGUUGACGAAAAGGACAGUGAAAAAUUAAAAAUAUCCACUUGGAGCGAUAUGAAAGUAGUCGAAUGCGCUUGUUCGUAGAACGAGUAAAUAAACAUUAAAAACUAAUAGUGUGUAAUCGAAAUACUUAGAAAUUAGUCUCAAACGAAUGAACAGAAGCAGCAGUAAGAAUGAGCAUCUACAUUUCAAAAAGCCAAAAAUAAAUCGUACCAAAAUCAAAAUAUUUACACUCAUACAUUUUUAAUAUUCACACUUAUAAAGAACAUAAUAAAAUUGUUUUUCCCUUUUGGAAAAAAAAUCAGAUAUAAAUAAAUUUGGCACAAACUUGUAGUCAGCAAUAUGCAAAGUAAUACUUUCCGUUAAUUAUACAUAUUUUUAACAUAGGUACAAAAUUUUUUUACACUAAAUAUCAAAUACCUACAGGACAGACCAAAUAACAUUCCACUACUUACCAAUAAUAGUAU